UCACGAGUGUCUCUGGGAGCAUUUCAGGGUUCCAUCAAAAUUGACAGAACAGAUCCCAUGAAGACCAAUGAAAAAGCAAGGCUUGUCAGUCGAGCAACAUGAAUAGGUACAGCAUCUCUUCAACUGCUGCAUCUGUGGGAACUGACUGCCAAGAGGUCUUUAUCCCUCAUGAGGUCUUCCUGGUUGUUGGCGUAGCAAGUCUGACUGAAAAUCUACUGAUAGUGCUUGCAGUGAUACUCACCCCUAAACUACACUCACCAAUGUACCUGUUCAUCUGCAAUCUAGCUGCUUUCAACACCCUUUCUAGCCUGUGCAUGGCCUGGGAGAGCACCAUGCUGGCCUUCUCUGCUGCUGGUCACUUGGACUUACAAGGGACAGUGGAGCUUCACCUGGACGAUGUGAUUGACACAUUAUUAUGCAUGUCCUUUUUGGGUUCUUUUUGCAGUUUCUUGGCAAUUGCUGUGGAUCGCUACAUUACUAUAUUUCAUGCCCUGCGGUAUCAUGCCAUUGUAACAUGCCGACGGGCAAUCAUAGUCCUAGGGAUAACCUGGGCAUUGUGUGGCACUGGUGGAGCAGUUAUGAUAUGGUUCUUUGAAAUCGCCACUGUUAUGGUGACCUUCAUCAUCAUUUUUCUUCUGGCUUUGCUCCUCAUUCUACCCCUCUAUGUUCUCAUGUUUCUUCUGGCACGGAAGCAUGCAGGACACAUUGCUUCUUUACCAGGUGUUUUGGAAGCAGGAAGAACUCGCCUUCCUGGCUGGAGAAGCAUGCAGGCAGCCUUGACACUCACCAUUCUAUUUGGUGUGUUUAUGGUGUGCUGGACCCCUUUUUUUCUGCACCUGCUAUUGUUAACGCUGUGCCCACAAAACCCUUACUGUGAAUGCUACCGCUCCCUGUUUCACCUACAUCUUCUGCUGUCAGUCAGCCAUGCAGUCAUUGACCCCACAAUCUAUGCCUUCCGCAGUAAAGAACUCAGACGCUCAUUUCGGAGGAUGCUGCGCUACCCAAUUCUAUGAAGUCUGAGCAUAAAACCAUGUUUUCAUCUCACAACAACUCUGUAAGCUGAUAGUCCAGACAUUAUAGUCUAUUCAGAGUAUCAUAACUGAACCCUCAUGCCAUACAAAUCACCACAGGCAUCACUUAAACUGAGUCUAUUUGAUAUCGUUUUUCUUUUUUUUAAGAUUUUAAAAUGUCCUUGCUUGUUUUUAAGAGAAUGCUUUUUUUAUACGCAGAUUUAGCUUGUUUUCUUGAUAGGUCCUAAAAUACUGUACACUAUAUUGCCAAAAGUAUUUGCUCAUCUGCCUUGACUUUCAUAUGAACUUCAGUCAUAUCCCAUUCAUACUGUUAUCCAUUUAAUAUGACUGUCAAUCCACCCUUUGCAGUUAUAACAGCUUCAACUCUUCUGGGAAGGCUUUCCACAAGGUUUAGGAGUGUGUUUAUGGGAUUUUUUGACCAUUUUUUCCAAAGCACAAUUUGCCAGGUCAUCCACACCAAACUCUGGAGACAUAUUGUUACACAACUUAAAAUGACUAAAACAUACUAGAAUAUGAUAGUUAGUUCAUAAUACCACCCAGCCCUAGACAAGAUAAUAAACUCCUAAAGGUCCUAUUGUAAAUGUUU
Molecule: messenger RNA, 1617 nt
Organism: Sardina pilchardus (European sardine)
Lineage: Eukaryota; Metazoa; Chordata; Actinopteri; Clupeiformes; Clupeidae
Gene: mc2r
Product: melanocortin 2 receptor
Exons: 2
Coding region: 99-1013 (304 amino acids)
Biological process (GO): regulation of metabolic process; adenylate cyclase-activating G protein-coupled receptor signaling pathway
Cellular component (GO): plasma membrane; cytoplasm
Molecular function (GO): melanocortin receptor activity
Source: RefSeq, a predicted model, not a curated record